GUUACUCUCUCUGUACUCCAUUUUCCUUGUUCUGCCAAAAACCAAGUCUUUGGGUUGUCGUUGAUUUUCCAAGACGACGGCAAUGGAGGAGAACAACUCCGCCAAACACCCAGACCAACCAUGGCGGAUCCUUGAGUUCUACAGCGGCAUCGGAGGAAUGAGGUACUCACUGACUAGGGCAGGAGUGAAUGCGAAUAUAGUGGAAGCUUUCGACAUUAAUGACAAAGCAAACGAUGUGUAUGAAUUCAACUUUGGUCAUCGUCCUCAUCAGGGUAAUAUUCAGAACUUGACUGCUACUGAUCUGGACAGAUAUGGAGCUCAUGCAUGGCUUCUUUCGCCUCCUUGUCAGCCAUACACUCGACAAGGUCUCCAAAAACAAUCCAAUGAUCCUCGUGCGUUUUCAUUCCUCAAUAUUCUCGAAUUGAUUCGAGAUACUUCACAACCUCCAACAAUGAUAUUUGUAGAGAAUGUUGUUGGGUUUGAGACAUCUGAUACACAUUCGAAAAUGAUAGAGAUAUUGGUAAAAGCUGAUUUUGUCACACAAGAGUUUAUAUUGACUCCUUUGCAAUUCGGUGUGCCUUAUUCGAGGCCACGCUAUUUUUGUCUGGCAAAGAGGAAACCUUUAUCCUUUCAAAGCCCACAUUUUGAUAAUCAACUUCUUCAUUCUCCGAGCCCACUAUUUGGGCGUGGCGAACUUGAUCAAACACAAGAGAGCUUGGAUAAGUUGAUCCAAUCUUGUAAGCCAAUAGAAAGCUUUCUUGAGUUCAAGAACCCUUCCCAGCAAAUAUCCAGUUCUAUGGAAAGUACAAAUACAGUGGAUGAUUUUGAAGCUCCAGAAAUAGACGAUAAAGGAGAUGAUCACGAUAUUAGCUCUUUAGAACAGUAUUUUGUUCCUUUAAAUUUGAUAGAGAGAUGGGGAAGUGCUAUGGAUAUUGUCUAUCCUGAUUCGCAGCGCUGUUGUUGCUUUACAAAAAGUUAUUAUCGGUAUGUUAAAGGUACUGGCUCCCUUUUAGCAACUGUCCUGCCUGAGAAAAAAGGUAAAACAUCUCCAUUGAAGAAACAAUGUCUAAGAUAUUUUACGCCUAGGGAGGUUGCUAAUUUGCAUUCUUUUCCUGAAGAUUUCCACUUUCCGCAACACAUAAGCCUUAGACAACGUUAUGCAUUGCUUGGUAACGGUUUAAGCAUAGCAGUGGUGUCUCCUCUACUGCAAUAUUUAUUUGCUGAAUCGUCAUGAUUAUCGGUUACAUGCCUUUCGCCUUUUAGUGGGCUUAAACCGAAUCUCAGCUUCUCUACCAUGGCGUGAGUCUUCUCUCGAUUGAAAUCAAAGAGCCAAAGGGCAUCUAACUUGUACUCAAGGUCAAUUUUCGAUGGAUUUAUUGAGGUGCAAGGCACUAUACUCCUAUCACCCGAAAACCAACCGUAGCUGUGGAACAGAGAUGAACUUGAGAUGUUUUGUGGGACUCUGUAACAGUAAAUAACUUUGGUGAAGUGGGCAGCUUAAGCAGAAUGAUGGGUAGAGAGAUUUCACUCUGGCCUCCAAGUUGCAUUUUGUUGCUCUAUUUAGCCUUUCUUUUAUAGGAGUGAAAUACUUGCAAACUUCUCCUACAUGUUAAGUAUAAAACUUCUUUUACAUCCUACAUUUUCCAGCAAGUUGUGCUUGUCCCACAUCUAUAUAUUCUAACAAGUUGUCUAUGUCCCAGGUAUACCAAGUUGAAUGCUAUAUUUGUAAUUAGUAUUUAGUACAUAAAAAAGAAGAGGAAAAUCCAAAA
Messenger RNA from Cannabis sativa, 1769 nucleotides. RefSeq names its product tRNA (cytosine(38)-C(5))-methyltransferase 2. NCBI's taxonomy places the organism in Eukaryota, Viridiplantae, Streptophyta, Magnoliopsida, Rosales, Cannabaceae. Gene Ontology annotation, molecular function: methyltransferase activity. Bases 83 to 1234 code for a protein of 383 amino acids. The transcript is spliced from 10 exons. The record is from RefSeq and is a predicted model, not a curated record.